Trypanosoma grayi is the source of this 663-nucleotide messenger RNA. RefSeq lists its product as hypothetical. The transcript has a single exon. The coding region runs from base 1 to 663 and encodes 220 amino acids. Lineage: Eukaryota; Euglenozoa; Kinetoplastea; Trypanosomatida; Trypanosomatidae. The record is from RefSeq and is a predicted model, not a curated record.
AUGCGGCAGGAACGGCAGGGUCCCGCCAGGAGUGGGCGCGGCCCCCGUAGCAAGUUCGUCAUGGUGUGCUUUUCACAGAUAGUCGUGUCGUCAACGCUGCUGGUGCUGUUUGUCGGACAUCUGACUGCCGCGAACACGCUCCUCCAGUUGAGUUCGCACGUAUUCCGCUUCUCAUGCAUCACUGCCGGCGCUCUUGCGGCCCAACUGGUUGUAUCCGUCGCCGCUGUUGUUAGUGUAUGGGUAUGCUUUCCGAAGCUGCUGCUGACCGCGACGCUGAGCAUCACACUCCUGCUGGUGGCGAUUUCUUUCGCCAUCACGUGGGUGGUGGAGCUGCGACACGGCGCGUGGAAUGCCUUUUUCGCUUCUGCCUACGAUACAAAUGGAGACGACGCGUGCCCUGGCAUUGCCGGUGGCGACUGCUGCGGGUGGGACUACUGCCCAUACCCGAUGUGCCCAUUUGCACACCGCUCGUGCGAUGGUGUUGUGGCGAAGUGGGCUCACACGUUUUUCAUGCGGGCGGCGCCAAUGCUGUCGCUGGCGCUCGCACUGGGCGUUGGGCAGACGGUGCUGGGCCUUCACCUCGUGCAGCAGUCGUGGUGGUGGCGGCGGAGGUGGAGGUCGGCCUCCGCAGCAGCGCCUGCACACCUCGCGUCGCGCAUGUGA